Messenger RNA from Ostreococcus tauri, 1860 nucleotides. Its product is annotated as ABC transporter, conserved site. The record is from RefSeq and is a predicted model, not a curated record. Gene Ontology annotation, cellular component: membrane. NCBI's taxonomy places the organism in Eukaryota, Viridiplantae, Chlorophyta, Mamiellophyceae, Mamiellales, Bathycoccaceae. The transcript has a single exon. Gene Ontology annotation, molecular function: ABC-type transporter activity; ATP binding; ATP hydrolysis activity. The coding region runs from base 1 to 1860 and encodes 619 amino acids.
AUGUCGAAUCGAUCGGUGGUCGUGAACACGGACGAUGUCGAGACGUUCGAGCGCGACGACGCGCGCGAAACACCGCGGGAUCCUCGCGCGUUCGGGUGCAGUCGCUUGGCAUUCAGGAACCUCGCGUUUUCUCUUCGGUCCUCAUCGGGAGAUGGAUCGACGACGCGGACGAUACUCGAGCCCACGUCGGGGACGUUUGAGUGCGGAGAGAUGGCGGCGAUAAUGGGACCGAGCGGGUGCGGGAAGACGACGCUCUUAGACAUGCUGUCGGGCAAGAAGACGGCAACGUACACGGGCGACGUGUACCUGAACGGGUUACCGCGAGACCAACUCUUCUCACGCGUGACGAGUUACGUGCCGCAAGAAGAUGUUAUUCCCGCGCACGUCACCGUGUUCGAGGCGGUGGCCUUCGUUCAAGAGCUUCGAUCUGAGUCCAAGAUGAACCAGUCGGAGCGUCGCGCCGCGGUGGAUGACGUACUAUCGUUGCUCGGCAUUGCAGAGUUGCGGGACGAACUCGUCGGCGACGCCCGAGUUCGUGGAAUUUCCGGCGGUCAGAAGCGACGCGUGACGCUCGCCCGGGGUUUGGCGGGUGGGUCGCAAAUUGUCUUCGCAGACGAGCCGACCACGGGCUUAUCGUCCACGGAUGCGGAAAACGUCUCGCGCGCGAUGGCAAUUGCUUCGAGGCGGAUGGGCGUGACAUUCGUGGCCGUCAUACAUCAACCGCGCGUGGAGGUGGUUGAUAUGUUCGACUCACUUAUUCUGCUCACAUCCAAUCCCGGACGAGCUAUUUAUAACGGGAAGUUCGCUGGAGCGGCGGCAUAUUUCGCCGCGGCGGGCGCGCCCGUACCGUCGAAGGGUAAUCCGGCUGACUUCUUCCUCGAUGUCAUAACGCCGGGAGCGAAAGGUGAGAAAUCGAAUGCAUUGGCGACCUGGUACCAGGAUGUCCAGCGCAAAGAGGUUGAACGGCGUGUGGAUGCCUCGUUGGCUGGAUCAAAACGGGCCACCAUUGACGUGUUACGAGAGACGGCAAAGAUUAACGGGUUGGAUCCCGCGAGCAUUCACCCAUCGCCCAUCGCCGCGACUUUUCUCACGCAGCUGCGUGUUCUACUGAAUCGUAAUCUCACGCUAACGAAACGUAACAAGGCUGGUCUCCGUUUGCGAAUUGGUGUGUCCGUGAUGCAAGGAUUGAUAGUCGGAUUGGCCUUUUACGACAUUGGUUCAAAACCACCCAUCUCAAGUUUAUCGUUCUUCUUCAUGAUGCUCCAAAUGGGGGCAAUCGCAAACAUGGCUAUAAUGCCAGAACUGAUUCAGACGAGAUUAAUCUUAAAGCUGGAGCAGGCGGAUGCUUUGUAUUCCACAGGCGCGUCUAUCAUCGUGCAGAGUAGCGUCAACAACGUUCUCGCAAUUCUAGGCAAUUUCGUCACUUCGAUCAUCAUGUUCUCAUUCUCACGCGUGAGUUGGUCAAAGUUCUCUACCGUAUACGGCUGGGCGCUUCUGAACUUUCUCACGGUGACAAAUUACUUGCGUGUCAUCGCCGCAGUCGCGCCAUCGCCGUCCGAAAGCGUGCAGGCUGCAAUGCCGGGUUUGCUCUUCUUUAUCCUCUUCAAUAAUUUUUUUGUGAGUCGGGCCACGGCACCCGUGUUCAUAAAGUGGGCUCUGUACAUCUCACCGCUCGCAUGGACGAUUGAACAAAUAGUCACCGGCGUGUACGGCUCAAACGUGGAGGUGCAGUCGUUUUACGGAUAUGACGCGAGCGACGGUAGGACGUGGACGGCGCUGUGCGUCCUGCUCGCUGAGAUGGCUUUGUUCCAGACGCUUGAAGUUUUUCUGUUAAAGCGCUCCACGUUCGUAAAGCGCUAG